AGACCUUUUAACACCAUUUCUUAUAAUGUAGUCUUUGUGACAUUCUUUUUAGCUAAUUGAAUUUCUGAAGGGAAACGGCGGGAGAUGAGACGUAGCUAUGAAGUUCAAGGGUUUUCUAACAGACAAUGGAGUUUAUCUGCUUGAACGAAAAUUUGUCCCUGCAUUGGAGAAAAUUGGGAAGAACUGCCACCUGUACCUGACAAAAGACCAUGUAAUUUUUUUGCACAAUGUUCUCAAUGCGGAUGGUGUACAGGCUAUUGCUCAAUUCAAAAAGGAAGUCCUCUUUGAAGAUUACAGGAUUUCUAGUCAAAAUGACGAUCGAAUUGCAUUUACUGUGGACUUGUCUCUGCUACUCCGGGCUUUAAAAAGCAGUGUUAGCAUGGAUGGUGAAAAACUGCAGGUUAAGCUUGUGAAGAAACGUACAGUUGGAUCAGAAAGGCCCAUACCUUUCCUCACUUUGGAGAGCAUGGGUUAUAAGUCUGCAAUCAUUCAAGAUGUUCCCAUAUCAAACCCAUUGUCACGGGUAGAUGUUCAUGAAUUGCAGUCUGCCCUUGACAUGGCACAAGAGUUGCCACAAACAUUGGUUCAAGUUCCAGAUUUAGUGCAAUUGCAGUCUCUAAUUGAUCGCCUCAAGAAUGUUGGAGAGGUGCUUGAUGUUGCAAUUACUCAAUACGGAGAUUUUCAUUUGAAAGUUUCUACAACUUGUAUCACAAUUGGCUCCGACUAUAGAAGACUAAGAGUCGUUGGUGUUCGAGCAAAUGAUGCCUCAUCUUUGGAUGAAACUGUCAGCUCCUCAGCCCGAAUUGAAAGAGCAAUUCAAAGAGGAGAAGCUUCAUCUGUUCAAGUCAACAUUAAGCACUUUGCAAAGAGCAUACAGUGCCAUCUAGCAAGACCUGAUGCCGCUUUUUAUGGCAUAGCCACACAAGGAGCCUGCUUGACAGUAAUAUUUCAGUUCUUUGUUCCAGGAACUCGACAGACAGACAAUUCUAUAAGCUUGCAUUGUAGACUGCCUGUACUUGACCCAGGUUUCUGUUAAAAAAUCAACACUUAAAUUCAUAUUAGAGUAGGCUACCUACAUUACAUACCAUACUUUUUGGCUGGAAGCUAAUGAUUUGCCUGAAGGUUAUAAAAUUGUUACUUUUGACGGUCAGAAAAUAUAAAUUCUUUUCUGAACAUGUGCUCUGUAUUACCAAAGUUUUCAAGGAUACUGUAUUUCUUACAAAAUGGGUUACCAACAAAUUUGAUUUCUUUAGAAAAGUACUCUCCCCUUUGUCGGCAAGGAGUUGUCCUUUGUUAGAAAUACAUUUGAACUUGUUGGCAUUAGCUCCGAAUCUGACAAUAUUUUGCUCCAAUUCCAUCUUUCUAAUCUCUAA
Molecule: messenger RNA, 1373 nt
Organism: Cryptomeria japonica (Japanese cedar)
Lineage: Eukaryota; Viridiplantae; Streptophyta; Pinopsida; Cupressales; Cupressaceae
Exons: 8
Coding region: 98-1036 (312 amino acids)
Biological process (GO): mitotic intra-S DNA damage checkpoint signaling; meiotic DNA integrity checkpoint signaling; mitotic DNA replication checkpoint signaling
Cellular component (GO): site of double-strand break; nucleolus; checkpoint clamp complex
Source: RefSeq, a predicted model, not a curated record